Molecule: messenger RNA, 1033 nt
Organism: Jaminaea rosea
Lineage: Eukaryota; Fungi; Basidiomycota; Exobasidiomycetes; Microstromatales
Product: ICMT-domain-containing protein
Exons: 3
Coding region: 77-985 (302 amino acids)
Biological process (GO): C-terminal protein methylation
Cellular component (GO): membrane; endoplasmic reticulum
Molecular function (GO): protein C-terminal S-isoprenylcysteine carboxyl O-methyltransferase activity
Source: RefSeq, a predicted model, not a curated record
GCUGGCCAAGGAGGAAGUCUUGGAGGCCGGAAAGCUCGUACACAAGCUUGGAAUCCUUCCAAAAGCAUUCAACGCGAUGGCUAGCAUUCCUGAAGGAACCAAGGCAUCCAUCCGACAGCGCGUCACAGGCAAAGACGAGGACGAAAUGCCCCUCAAUGGCAAUGGCAAUGCCAACUUGCCCGCGCCCGCUGCAUACAACUCCUUCUGGUACAAUCAAGAGAGCAUCCCGGCUCACUUUGCGCCACUGAGCUUGCGACUGGUGCUGAUUGGCUGGUCACUCGGCCUGCUCGCAGGCAUUUCGCUCACUUUGGCUUCGCCACUCUUGCUGCCAUGGGCGACGACUGCCUCGUCAAAUCUCAAUGACUGGUCGUGGUGGCACGUUCUCAUUGCUCCACAGCUUCAUCUGUACCUCGCGGCCUGGGCCACCUUUCAUCUGCUCGAGUUCGUUGUUACGGCAAGAUGGAAUCCAACAAGGCUGAUGCAGGACUCCUUCCUGCUUCAAAAUGGCUGGAACUAUCAUGCGGCCCACCUCGGUGGCAUUGUCGAAUUCUUGCUCGAGGCUUCCUUCUUUCCCAACAUCAAGCUCGCCUCCCGCAGCUCUUCCCCAGCCUACCUCGCCCUCUCCCUCUACUCCGGCCUGCUGCUCCUCCUUCUCGGUCAACUGCUCCGAUCUCACUCAAUGAUCAGUGCUGCUGGUAACUUUUCGCAUCAGGUGGCUCACAAGAAGCGAGACGACCACGUGCUGGUGAAGUCAGGCGUGUAUGCUUGGGUCAGGCAUCCAAGCUACACGGGCUUCUUUACGUGGGCGGCGGCUACACAAUUGGUGUUGUGCAACCCGGUCGGCGUGGUGGUAUUUCUUGGCGUGUUGUGGCAUUUCUUCAGUCAGAGGAUCAAGUCUGAGGAGGCCUCGCUCGUUGCCUUUUUCGGCAAGGAUUACGAGGAGUAUCGACGCAAGGUGCCGAGCGGAAUUCCCUUUGUGCGAUGAUGGCUUGCAGACGUCUGACCGACUCAUUCUCGUUGUAAUGUCAUCGUA